Chlamydomonas reinhardtii is the source of this 2829-nucleotide messenger RNA. RefSeq lists its product as uncharacterized. The transcript has 3 exons. Bases 40 to 1923 code for a protein of 627 amino acids. The record is from RefSeq and is a predicted model, not a curated record. NCBI's taxonomy places the organism in Eukaryota, Viridiplantae, Chlorophyta, Chlorophyceae, Chlamydomonadales, Chlamydomonadaceae.
UCUGACGCCGCAGCGAUUCCCACGCCGGCGGCACCGACGAUGCAGCAGCAGCAGCAGCAGCCGGGCGGCCCCGCCGCGCCCAUCAACGCGCGUGUCGCCCGCGGCAUUUCGGGGCUGUUCGGCCAGUCCCUCCUGGCGGACUGCCAGCUGGUCUUCGUGCAGGAGCGAGGACUGCUGGGGCAGCAACCCGGCCCGCAUGGCGCCGCCAGCAGCAGCACUCGCGCCCCUCCCGGCCGCGAACUGGGCCUGGGGCAGCGGUGCGGCGAGCCCCUUCCGGCGCACUCGAUCGUGCUGCGCUUCGCGUCGGACAAGCUUGCAGCUCAGCUGGACUGGCCAGCUUCACCGGGCCCGGUGGACAUCAGCCUAAGCAUUGUCAAGAAGAACGGGCCAAAGGCCACAGCAACCAGCACCAGCUCAACAGCAGCAUCGGUAUCCGCCCCUGCCGCUGCUACUGCCAUCGCCGCCGCGGCGAAAGCGCAGCUCCCGAUUUUGCAGGUGAUGGUGGGCGGGGAGGAGGAGCUGCCGGCGGCCCGUGCCGCCAUCCAGUUCGCCUACACGGGCCGCGUGGAGGCGGGCGGCAGCGGCAUUCGCGAGGUGCUGCAGGUGCGGCGGCAGGCGGCCUACCUGCAGAUGGAGGGCUGCGUGGAGGCGUGUCUGGCGGCGGUGAGAGAGCAGCUGCUGAAGGCAGGCGGCGGCGGGGCCGGGGUGGGAGCAGCAGCAGGCGCCAGCGCCAGCACCAACGCCGGUGGCGGUGCGGCCUCUCAUCGGCAGAUGCCAUCCUCUUCCGCCGUGCUGGAGCUGUACAGCUGCAGUGACGUGUGGCCUGACCCGGCGGAGGACGCGGCCUUUGCGGCGCUGCUGACGGAGGCCAAGACGCAGCUGGUGGCGCACUUUGGUGACGCGCUGGCGGUGCUGAACAAGCAGAAGCUUUAUGAUCAGAUGCGGGCGCUGCCGGUUGAGGGCAUGGAGGCUCUGCUUGAGAGCGACGACUUCGGCACCGACAGCGAGAGCAGCGUGGUGCUGGUGCUGGCGGAGUGGAUGGCCGCCAACCACAGCCGCACGGACGCGGCCACUCGCCGGCGGCUGUGCGGGCUGCUGCGGCUGUCGCAGUGCAGCCGUGCCUACCUCGGCUGGGUCCUGCCCGCACUGGCCGCGGCGCACGAGGCCAGCCCUGGCAGUGCCGGCGGCUGGCUGCCCAUGACACGUGAUGAUGCCACCUGCCUGCUGACUUACAGCACGGCGAUGACUGUGCAGGAGCGUUUCGCCAUGAGAGGCAACGCAGCGAUGAGGCUCUGGCCAGCAAACUGGCUCAGCACGCAGCGGCGGCGCCAGUGCUUGACCGCCGAGGGCCGCGAAAUCAGCUUCAAUGCCAGCCUGGCAGACCUGACGAAGGCGUUUGGCGGCAUGAAGUCGUGGAGCACGGGACGGCUCGACCCCAUCCUGGCCGACGCCCGUCACGUCGACCAUUUUGCUGCGCAGGGCUGGGAGUGGAACCCCUACGUGGAUUGUUGGACUAGUGAUGCGGCAGCGGAUAUUUGGGUACGGCCCCGGCUGCCGGCGGCCCUGCGCUCUCGCGCUACUGCCGGGGCAGCGGCGGGAAACACGCUCCUGCUGGAUGGAGCCGUCGUGGCGGUCCCCCGGCUGCGGAUUACCGUGCGCGGAGCUGGUGUACAUCCGUCGUGGUCGGGUGCAUUUGGUGGCAGUGACGUUAUAAAGAUUGGGGCCAGCAGGGGUUGGGCCACCGCCCUGGAACUGAAGGAGGCGCCCGCUGACCAGCCGGCGGGCGGUACCGCCAGCGGCCCCACCAGCGGCAGUGCCAGCAGCUCUGGUGUGGUGGCGGCGCGCUGGUCGCGCUACCUGCUGUGCGGUGUGCGACUCACCGGCAGCGUCACGCUGCUGCUGCCGCCGUUGCUGUUGCUGUAGUAGUCGCACGUGCCGCACGGUCAUCAGGUGCAUGGCGGCAACGAUGGACUGCACGCGAGGAUGUAUGCAUGCAUCCUCGCGUGCCACCAUAUGGUGGCUUGUGUUGGCAUGUGCGUGGCAUGCAUGAAGAAAUGCGUGUCCUGGCAGAAGCAUGGACGGACACUCGUUCGCUCGGGCAAGACUAGUGAUGAGACCUCGUGGGAUGCUGCACGGGAGUAGCGCGGAACAGUUGACGCCUGAGGCACGUUCACUUUUGCACGUGGACUGUAGCUACACGGGUGCAUGCAUGACAGGUAACCUGCGUAUCUGCGGGUGGGUUAGUUGGCGUAUUGUGUCAGCAGUGUACGGGAAGGGGGGUCAGCUGGCCGGGGCGAGUUGGCGAGUUUGUAACUUUGCACAGGGUGCUGCCCUGCCGGCUUGAGAGCUCACUAACGGGUACGAGCCACGUGCUGCCCUGUUGUGCGACAUUCUUGGGAGCCGGGGAAGAGACCCAGCACUGGGGAAGAGACCCCCGCAAUGGGUUCAAUGGCGGUAGGUGCUGUCGUGUCGUGUCAUAACGUGGGGUCGUGAGAUCUCGGGCUAGUUGCGACGCAUGUGCUCUGAUGUGCACUCAGCAGUCGUGUCACGCACGUCAUGUCAUCAUGUGGGGUGGUGAGGACUCAGCUUGCAACGCCAUGUCUGGUGCAGUGGUGCAAGUGGCAACCUGACGCGCGUGCUGCUGCGGCUGACACACGGCUAGGCCGUGGCUUAUUGUUGGCCUGUUGAGGUUGCGGUACCAGCAGGGUUGUACCUGUGGGCACUGCUUCGUACGUACGUACGCACUGCUUUGUACGCAGAGCCGCGGACUCAUGGUACGUGCUGGUGUACGGGGAUUGCUGGUGGGAGAGGGCUGGGCUGAAAAGCGCA